This is a messenger RNA of Falco peregrinus (peregrine falcon), 1904 nucleotides long. RefSeq names its product unconventional SNARE in the ER 1 (gene USE1). The coding region runs from base 137 to 916 and encodes 259 amino acids. The transcript has 8 exons. Gene Ontology annotation, molecular function: SNAP receptor activity. Gene Ontology annotation, biological process: retrograde vesicle-mediated transport, Golgi to endoplasmic reticulum. Lineage: Eukaryota; Metazoa; Chordata; Aves; Falconiformes; Falconidae. The record is from RefSeq and is a predicted model, not a curated record. Gene Ontology annotation, cellular component: endoplasmic reticulum; SNARE complex.
UUUAAAUAAAGCGGCGGUCAGAGCACCGCGCUAGAGGCCGGCCGGCCCGCCCCGCGCCUCCCGCCCCGCCCCAAGAUGGCGCCCGCCGCCCUGCCGGAAGUGGCCUUGAGGCGGCUUCCGCUGGCGCCCGGCCGCCAUGGCGGCGACGCGGCUGGAGCUCAACCUGAUGCGGCUUUUGAGCAGGUGCGAGGCGCUGGCGGCCGAGCGGCGGGACCGCGAGGAGUGGCGGCUGGAGAAGUAUGUGGCCGCUCUGGAAGACAUGCUCCGAGAGCUGAACAAGCAAGCCAGCAAGCCAGCCCCAGAACUGCUGAAUGAAUACUCUCGCAAAGUGGACUUCCUAAAGGGGCUUCUAGAGGCUGAAAAGUUGUCUUCAUCAACUGAAAAGGCUCUGGCCAAUCAGUUCUUGGCCCCUGGACGUACCCCUACAACAACCAAAGAGAGAACCCCAGCUACUAAAACAGUUCAUCUGCAGACAAAGGCUCGUUGCACAGGCAAGAUGAGGAGUGAGCUGCUUGGUACAGACCCCUUGACUAUCGAUGAUUAUGAGGACUUAAACAUAAGGAAGCGAAAAGGCCCUGCAUCUGAUGAGAAGCAGUCAGCCGUCGAGCUGGAUGCUGUGUUACAGCACCAUCAGGAUAUGCAGGAGAAGUUAGCUGAAGAAAUGCUAAGUCUGGCUCGCAGUCUCAAAAACAACACUCUGGCUGCACAGAAUGUGAUAAAACAAGAUAACCAGACACUGUCGCAUUCUCUCAGGAUGGCAGACCAGAACUUUGAGAAGCUCAAGGAUGAAUCUGACCGCCUUGAACAGCAUGCAAAGAAAUCUGUCAACUGGCUUUUAUGGAUAAUGUUAAUUGUAGUUUGUUUUAUAUUCAUCAGCAUGAUUCUUUUUAUCAGGAUUUUCCCCAAACUAAAAUGAUUUUUUUUUAUUAUUAUUUAUUUAAAUUCCCAGAAGUGCGGUUGGAAAGCUCAGCUGGUAUGAUAACUGUCAGCAGUCUCCUUUUCACCUAUCAUGUUCUUAAAGAGGCUGUCCAAGGCUUGCCCUUGCAUCUCUGUCUUGUGCAAUCACUGGAUUCAGUGAAGGGUUUCGUGAGGAAGGCUUUCUUGGAUGCUUGGUUACUUUUUACCUAGUGAAUACUGUUGCCUAUUGAGGGGAGAACUGGGAUAACAUGGCAAUUUACGCUGAGCUGCUGCUAAGUUCUUUAGCGUAUAGGUAUACUCCUGUUUCUAAUGUGGCUGUGGCAAAUGUUAAAAUUCCUAAAAGGCGUUUACUUGAUGCCAAUACUAGUAACAGUUGGAGUCUUACAGUUUUUCCUGUCUUUACAGCUUUACUGCGCUGAACUAGGACCUUGCUGCCAACAGGAUAUUUAAUUACAAAGUUAUGUACAUACACAGCUGUAGGGUAUAGAAAGAGAAUGCUGCCAUUGAGUUGCUUGCCUGGCUCCGGUUCAGAGAGUAUCAGCAGGUAAAAUUAUUCUCAGACUCACAUUUUUCCCAUAUGGGUAUUUGAGACUUUGGACUUGGCAGUCUUCUUCAUUUUAGACUUACUACAGAAGGGCUGAAGUUGCUUGCUGUUGCAAUGUUUGCUUCCUUUUUUUUUUUUUGGUAUGCACAAGUGUUCUCACUUGCUCAUUGUCUGUUGUUGCUGUUGCAUCAAGAAAACACUGUGACCCUGGCACAGCAGAAUUGUACAAACAGUACUCUCCAUAUGGCGUGAACCUCACCUGUGCAAACAUCUUUUCACUCUUAAGAUGUGGGCAAAGGAAGCUGGUGUCUCCAAGACAGAAAUAAUUUUUUUAGAAAAUUAAAAAUUCAGCCUUUACCUUUUGAGACAAAUUAUUCUGGUCAGGAGUGUGUCAAACUCAUAUUCCUAAGAGGUCAUUACAAUAAAGCAGAUACAAAAUAAA